This is a messenger RNA of Colletotrichum destructivum, 1542 nucleotides long. RefSeq names its product Putative major facilitator, sugar transporter, major facilitator superfamily. The coding region runs from base 1 to 1542 and encodes 513 amino acids. Lineage: Eukaryota; Fungi; Ascomycota; Sordariomycetes; Glomerellales; Glomerellaceae. Gene Ontology annotation, molecular function: carbohydrate:proton symporter activity. The record is from RefSeq and is a predicted model, not a curated record. Gene Ontology annotation, biological process: carbohydrate transport; transmembrane transport. Gene Ontology annotation, cellular component: membrane. The transcript is spliced from 3 exons.
AUGGCGGACAAGAACGACGUCUCGGACCACUUGGAAGCAAGUGUGUCGCACCACGACGCAAAGGGGACCGCCAUGGCGACGACAAACCAACAGGAACACGACCUCACUGUCCGCGAGAUCUUCAAGAACCACAAGGCCAUCGUCUGGUGGUGCUUCUACUGGGCCAUGGCCGCCAUCGGAUGGGGCUUCGACGCUCAGAUCAACGGUGCCAUGAUUGCCGUGGUGUCUUUCCGACGAGACUUUGGAUACGUCCUCGACGGCGAAGCAAUCCUCCCCGCCGACUGGCAGUCGGCCUUCAACGUCAUCAGCACCAUCGGCCAGUUCUUCGGCGGCUUCGCCUGCAGCUGGCUCGCCGACCGCAUCGGCCGCAAGAAGUCCCUCCUCGUCGGCGUCGCCGUCUGCGCCGGCGGCUGCGUCGGCGAGAUGCUCUCCCACACCCGCGUCGCCUUCCUCCUCUCCAAGCUGGUCCUCGGCCUCGGCCUCGGCUUCUACCUGACCCUCGCGCCCCUUGCCACCAGCGAGCUGGCCCCCGUCGCCCUCCGCGGCUACGCCACCGCCGGCGUCAACCUCGGCAUCGCCGUCGGCCAGCUCCUCUCCAACGCCGUCGUCAAGGCUUUCGGCGAGCGCCCCGACCGCUGGGCCUACCGCGGCCCCUUCGCCACCCAGCUCUUCUUCGUCCUCUUCCUCGCCGUCUUCCUCCCCUUCGCCCCCGAGACCCCAUGGUACCUCGCCCGCAAGGGCAAGAUCGAGGACGCCACCAAGGCCCUCCGCAGGCUGUACGGCGCCGACUACGACGUCACCUUGAGGCUGGCCGGCAUCGUGGCCACCAUCGAGGAGGAGAACACCCAGCAGACGCAUGAGCUGGGCUUCAUCGACUGCUUCCGCGGCACCAACCUGCUCCGCACCGGCAUCUCGACCGGCGUCUUCCUCUGCCAGCACCUCGUCGGCAUCGUCUUCCUCCUCGGCUACUCGACCUACUUCUUCCAGCUCGCCAAGUUCGACGUCGCCAAGUCGUUCGACCUCGGCGUCGGCGUCACCGCCUGCGGCGUGCUCGGCAACAUGGUCAGCUGGUUCGUCGUCGAGUCCUUUGGCCGCCGCAAGAUCUUCCUCUCCGGCAUGGCCUCCCUGACGUGCCUGCUGCUCCUCAUCGGCAUCAUGGACGUCGUCCCGACCAACGCCGCCAAGUGGGUGCAGGCCGCCUCGACCGUCAUCUGCGCCUUUGUCUACUUCCUGACCAUCGGCGCCAUGGCCUUCGUCAUCCUCGGAGAGGCUUCCAGCACGGUGCUUCGUGCAAAGACCAUGGCCCUGGCCACAGCCACCCAGGCCGUGUGCGGUCUGGCCAUGAACUUCGCCAUCCCGUACAUGGUCAACCCCGACGAAGGGGACCUCAGGGGCAAGGUCGGCUUCAUCUUCGGUGGUCUGGCCUUCAUCGGGACGAUCGGGAGCUUCUUCUACGUCCCCGAGCUCAAGGGCAAGACCUUUGACGAGAUCGACCGUCUCUUUGUGGCCAAAGUGCCGCCUAGGAAGAUGGGUGACAUGUAA